Messenger RNA from Knipowitschia caucasica, 1707 nucleotides. The record is from the annotation of a GenBank genome assembly. Lineage: Eukaryota; Metazoa; Chordata; Actinopteri; Gobiiformes; Gobiidae.
AUGAUGUUCCAGUCUCCACUCAGCGACAGCAGAGCCAUAACAGUCACUGGAGGUGGAGGUCCUAAGUGCUGUGUCCAGAGAAGGGCCCUGGGAGGCUGUGAAAAGCACACCCUCACAGCAGCAGGGGCCCCCGUCUGCAGACCCCAGGGGCCUCAUCACUCUGACUGUCCGGCGGUCACUCCUACUGUCCGUCAGUCACUCCGACUGUCCGUCGGUCACUCUGACUGUCCGUCAGUCACUCUGACUGUCCGGCGGUCACUCCUACUGUCCGUCAGUCACUCCGACUGUCCGUCGGUCACUCCUACUUCACUCCUACUGUCCGUCAGUCACUCUGACUGUCCGUCGGUCACUCUGACUGUCCGUCGGUCACUCCUACUGUCCGUCAGUCACUCUGACUGUCCGUCGGUCACUCCUACUGUCCGUCAGUCACUCCUACUGUCCGUCAGUCACUCCGACUGUCCGUCGGUCACUCUGACUGUCCGGCAGUCACUCCUACUGUCCGUCAGUCACUCCGACUGUCCGUCGGUCACUCUGACUGUCCGGCAGUCACUCCUACUGUCCGUCAGUCACUCCGACUGUCCGUCGGUCACUCCUGCUGUCCGUCAGUCUCUCCGACUGUCCGUUGGUCACUCCUACUGUCCGUCAGUCACUCCGACUGUCCGUCGUCACUCCGACUGUCCGUCGGUCACUCCGACUGUCCGGCAGUCACUCUGGCUGUCCGGCAGUCACUCCUACUGUCCGUCAGUCACUCCGACUGUCCGUUGGUCACUCCUACUGUCCGUCAGUCACUCCGAUUGUCCGUCGGUCACUCUGACUGUCCGGCAGUCACUCCUACUUCACUCCGACUGUCCGUCGGUCACUCCUACUGUCCAGCAGUCACUCCUACUGUCCGUCAGUCACUCCGACUGUCCGUCAGUCACUCCGACUGUCCGUCGGUCACUCCUACUGUCCAUCAGUCACUCCUACUGUCCAUCAGUCACUCCUACUGUCCGUCAGUCACUCCUACUGUCCGUCGGUCACUCUGACUGUCCGUCGGUCACUCCUACUGUCCGUCAGUCACUCCUACUUUACUCUGACUGUCCGUCGGUCACUCCUACUGUCCGUCAGUCACUCCUACUGUCCGUCAGUCACUCCGACUGUCCGUCGGUCACUCUGACUGUCCGGCAGUCACUCCUACUGUCCGUCAGUCACUCCGACUGUCCGUCGGUCACUCUGACUGUCCGGCAGUCACUCCUACUGUCCGUCAGUCACUCCGACUGUCCGUUGGUCACUCCUACUGUCCGUCAGUCACUCCGACUGUCCGUCGGUCACUCUGACUGUCCGGCAGUCACUCCUACUGUCCGUCAGUCACUCCGACUGUCCGUCGGUCACUCCUACUUUCCGUCAGUCACUCUGACUUCACUCCUACUGUCCGGCAGUCACUCCUACUGUCCGUCAGUCACUCCUACUGUCCGGCAGUCACUCCUACUGUCCGUCAGUCACUCCGACUGUCCGUCGGUCACUCCGACUGUCUGGCAGUCACUCCUACUGUCCGUCAGUCACUCCGACUGUCCGUCGGUCACUCUGACUGUCCGUCGGUCACUCCGACUGUCCGUUGGUCACUCCUACUGUCCGUUGGUCACUCCUACUGUCCGUCGGUCACUCCGACUGUCCGUUGGUCACUCCUACUGUCCGUCAGUCACUCCGACUGUCCGUCGGUCACUCUGA